Messenger RNA from Rana temporaria (common frog), 7387 nucleotides. It is a transcript of the gene AFDN, whose product is annotated as afadin, adherens junction formation factor. Gene Ontology annotation, molecular function: cell adhesion molecule binding. Gene Ontology annotation, biological process: signal transduction; regulation of protein localization. NCBI's taxonomy places the organism in Eukaryota, Metazoa, Chordata, Amphibia, Anura, Ranidae. Gene Ontology annotation, cellular component: adherens junction. The coding region runs from base 347 to 6169 and encodes 1940 amino acids. The transcript is spliced from 36 exons. The record is from RefSeq and is a predicted model, not a curated record.
GAGCACGGCUCAGUGCAAAUAGGAGGAGGCUGGUGUUCAUGGACAGGAGGAGGGGAAGGGAAAGGCGAUAAGGAAGCCCAGCAAGUUGGGAAGGGUGAAGCUUAUCGGAGUGGAAUCCGCGAGUUCCAUGUUCCGGGAGCCCAUUGUGUGUGAAUUGUGUCAGCUGAGGAGCCCCUCCUCCUCCGUGCCUAGUCAGGAUGAGGAGACAGUGAUAACACUGAGAGAGGUGGAUUCGUGUGAUUCCAUUCACCGGGGAGAGGAGUGGCUGGGACACACACCGUGCUGACAGUCUACAGCUCCGUACAAUUGGCCUCCUUCCUGUGUGGGUGACCCCGGCAUUGUCAGCAUGGGGAGCCGGGAAGAGGAGCGACGGAAACUGGCCGACAUUAUUAACCAUUGGAAUGCCAACCGGCUCGACCUGUUCGAGAUCAGCCAACCCACCGAGGAUUUGGAAUUUCAUGGAGUUAUGAGAUUUUACUUUCAAGACAAAGCUGCAGGAAAUUUUGCAACAAAAUGCAUCAGAGUCUCAAGUACAGCCACAACACAGGAUGUCAUAGAAACUCUGGCUGAAAAGUUCCGUCCAGAUAUGAGGAUGUUGUCGUCUCCUCGAUAUUCUUUAUAUGAGGUUCAUGUGAGCGGAGAAGAAAGAAGACUUGAUGUUGAUGAAAAGCCUCUAGUGGUUCAGCUCAACUGGAACAAAGAUGACCGGGAAGGACGGUUUGUGCUCAAGAAUGAAAAUGACAUUCAGCCACCGAAGAAAGCUCAGACCAAUGGACCUGAGAAACAAGAAAAGGAAGGAGUAAUACAGAAUUUCAAGAGGACACUUUCUAAAAAAGAAAAGAAGGAGAAGAAAAGACGUGAAAAAGAGGCAAUAAAGAUGGCAACAGAUCGAGAAGACGGACCUCAACUGCAUGAAGACACUGAAAAUUCACGCCUAGCUGCAGAAGUUUACAAAGACAUGCCAGAAACCAGCUUUACCCGGACAAUAUCCAAUCCAGAAGUAGUUAUGAAGCGACGAAGACAGCAGAAACUAGAGAAGAGGAUGCAGGAGUUUCGAAGCUCAGAUGGCCGGCCAGACUCUGGUGGGACAUUGAGAAUAUAUGCUGACAGCUUAAAGCCAAACAUUCCAUACAAAACUUUUCUGUUGUCGACAAACGAUACAGCAGAUUUUGCUGUUAUUGAAGCACUGGAAAAAUAUGGUAUGGAGAAAGAAAAUCCCAGGGAUUUCUGCAUUGCCAGGGUAAUGUUACCGCCUGGUGGCCAACAUUCAGAUAAAGGUUUGAAAGAAACCAUACUGGAUGACGAUGACUGUCCUCUACAGAUAUUCCGGGACUGGCCAAAUGAUAAAGGAGAACUUGUGUUUCAGUUGAAAAGAAGACCUUCAGAUUACUUCUCAAAGAAAAACCGAAAACAUGAGGGCAAGCCAUCAAAAGAAAGGAUGGAUGCCUAUGGUUACUCUCUUUCACCAGAUAAACUGCCUUACUUGGUAGAAUUGAGUCCAGGCAGAAGGAACCACUUUGCCUACUACAACUUUCAUUCUUGUGAAGAUGGGUCAGACUCUAGGGAUAAGCCAAAGCUCUAUCGUCUUCAGCGAAGUGUCACUGAAGUUGGAACUGAGAAACUUGAUGAGAAUUCUAUACAGUUGUUUGGCCCAGGCAUACAGCCCCAUCACUGCGAUCUUACAAAUAUGGAUGGAGUAGUCACGGUCACCCCAAGAAGUAUUGAUGCUGAUACUUUUGUUGAUGAUCAGCGUAUCACUGAAACCACCAUGUUACACAGUGGAGUGAAGGUGCAGUUUGGGUCAUCCCAUGUUUUUAAAUUUGUGGAUCCUAAUCAUGACCAGUUGCUGGGUAAAAGACCAUCUGAUGCUGGACAGAUGUUUAGAGGGCAAAGGGGCAAGAUGGGGGUUCAGGAAACCACAUUUGGCCUAGAAGGAGAUGUUCUUAGUGGCUCAUCGCUGCAGUCCAAUAAGAGCUCUAGUAAGUUGGACAGUGAUAAAAUGGGAAGCUCUACAGAACGUGGCAUGGUAAAGCCAAUGAUACGGAUGGAUAAGCAACAAGAACCCCGUAGUCUGGAUGGCAGACCUCAGGAUGCCAAUGGACCUGAGCAUGUGUUACCUGCAAGCAUCGAGUUUAGAGAAAACUCGGAAGACUCCUUCCUGUCUGCCGUCAUCAAUUACACAAAUAGUUCCACUGUGCACUUUAAACUGUCUCCUACCUAUGUGUUAUAUAUGGCCUGCCGGUAUGUAUUGUCCAGUCCGUACAGAGCAGACAUCAGUCCUACUGAGAGAACUCACAAAGUAAUUGCCAUUGUGAACAAGAUGGUGAGCAUGAUGGAAGGUGUAAUACAGGAAAUAGACCAGGGUGACCAGAAGCAAAAAAACAUCGCUGGAGCACUUGCAUUCUGGAUGGCAAAUGCAUCGGAACUGCUCAAUUUUAUUAAACAGGAUCGGGAUCUCAGCCGUAUCACUUUAGAUGCUCAGGAUGUUUUGGCACAUUUGGUCCAAAUGGCUUUCAAGUAUUUAGUGCACUGCCUCCAGUCAGAACUAAGCAAUUACAUGCCAGCGUUCUUAUACGAUCCAGAGGAGAACAACUUACAAAAGCCAAAAAUAGAUGAAGUCCUACACACCCUGACUGGCGCUAUGUCUCUUCUGAGGCGCUGUCGAGUAAAUGCAGCUCUUACUAUUCAGCUAUUCUCUCAGCUCUUCCACUUCAUCAAUAUGUGGCUUUUCAACCGACUGGUCACUGAUCCAGACUCUGGGUUAUGUUCUCACUACUGGGGUGCCAUUAUACGCCAGCAACUAGCGCACAUAGAGGCUUGGGCUGAAAAACAGGGCCUUGAACUUGCUGCUGAUUGCCACCUUAGCAGGAUAGUUCAGGCAACAACUCUACUUACCAUGGACAAGUACUCUCCUCAAGAUAUCCCUAACAUUAACAAUACCUGCUUUAAACUAAACUCCUUGCAACUGCAUGCUUUAUUGACGAAUUACCACUGUGCACCAGAUGAACCUUACAUUCCUACGGAACUGAUUGAGAAUGUAGUAUCUGUUGCUGAAAACACUGCUGAUGAAUUGGCACGAAGUGAUGGACGAGAGGUUCAGUUAGAGGAGGAUCCUGAUUUGCAGUUGCCUUUUCUUUUGCCCGAGGAUGGCUAUUCGUGCGAUGUGGUUCGAAACAUUCCCAAUGGUUUACAGGAGUUCUUGGACCCAUUAUGCCAAAGAGGCUUUUGCAGGCUUAUCCCUCAUACCCGUUCACCUGGGACGUGGACAAUUUUCUUCGAAGGUGCCGAUUAUGAGAAUCAUAUGCUGAGUGAAAGUGCAGAUCUGCCUUUAAGAAAAGACCCUGAAAUAAUCACUGUGACGCUGAAGAAGCAGAAUGGCAUGGGCCUAAGUAUUGUUGCUGCAAAGUAUAGUGCACAGCAAGUUACAAGGGCCCUGGAUUUAAGGCAGAAUCAACAGGGCGCUGGACAAGAAAAACUUGGCAUCUACAUAAAGUCUGUUGUCAAAGGAGGUGCUGCAGAAGUGGAUGGCCGUCUUGCAGCAGGAGACCAGCUCCUCAGUGUGGAUGGAAGAAGUUUAGUGGGGCUGUCCCAAGAAAGGGCUGCUGAAUUGAUGACAAGAACGGGUGCAGUUGUGACACUUGAGGUAGCAAAGCAAGGAGCAAUAUACCAUGGCCUGGCUACACUAUUAAAUCAGCCAUCUCCUUUAAUGCAAAGAGAUCGCCGUGGCUCAGGGAAACCUAGACCAAAGAGUGAAGGGUUUGAGCUUUAUAAUAACACUGCUCAGAAUGGGUCUCCAGAAAGUCCCCAAAUGCCUUGGCCAGAAUACUCGGAACCAAAGAAAUUACCUGCUGAUGACCGACUAAUGAAGAAUCGGGCCGACCAUCGUUCCAGCCCCAAUGUAGCAAAUCAGCCUCAAAGUCCUGGUGGAAAAGCUGCAUAUGCCAGUAACUCAACAGUCAAGAUCACAUCUGUCUCUACAGGGAACUUGUGUGCUGAGGAACCACCAGCCCCAGCAAGACCUGAGGCAUAUCCAAUUCCAACACAAACUUAUACUAGAGAAUAUUUUACUUUUCCAACUCCCAAAUCUCAAGAUCGGAUGGCACCUGCACAAAGUCAGUGGCCAGACUAUGAGGAAAAAGUUCAGGUCCAAAUGGGAAGCCACCAUUCUAGCAAUAACUCAGUCCAAAGAAUUGCUCAUUCUCAAGAGGAGUUGAGAGAUGAUCAGGGAUUUCCUUCAGAUAGAGGUCGCCUAGAGCCUUUGUUACGAAAAGAUAUUGAAUAUUUGGACAGGAAGGUAGAUGGUAAAGAUAGUUGGAUGAACCAAAGCUCUUCUGUGGAAUCUAGCACAUCUAGCCAAGAACACUUGAACAAUUCUAUUAAAACUUAUUCUUCUGCAUCAUCAUUAAACAAAUCUGGACCUGGGCGCUGGAAAACACCACUUGCAUCUCAGCCUGCACCAGUUGCUGUGUCUCAGCCUAUAAGAACAGAUCUACCACCCCCACCACCUCCUCCUCCAGUGCAUUAUGGAGUAGAAUGUGAAGGAGUUCCUGUUGAUUUACCCCUUCCACCUCCACCAUCACAAAAUCCAUUGGGACCACAGUUAAAUGCUCAAGCAGCAGCAGUUGAAAGAAAAAAGAGAGAGGAACAUCAAAGAUGGUAUGAAAAGGAAAAAGCCCGCUUGGAAGAAGAAAGGGAGAGGAAAAAGCGUGAACAAGAAAGAAAGCUUGGGCAAAUUCGACCUCCGGUUCCUGCUCCUCCACAGCCCAUGUUGCCACAACCUCAAACGGCAGCCCCAGCUUCUAACAUUCCGCAACCAAGACCAGAAAAACCAGCAACUCUUCCUCGUCCUCAAGAAACCGUCAUAAGAGAGCUGCAACCUCAGCAACAGCCACGCACAAUAGAAAGAAGGGAUCUUCAAUACAUCACGAUCAGCAAAGAAGAGCUUUCUUCCGGUGACAGCCUUUCCCCAGACCCAUGGAAGAGGGAUGCCAAGGAGAAAUUGGAAAAACAGCAGCAAAUGCACAUAGUAGAUAUGCUAAGUAAGGAGAUCAAUGAACUACAAAACAAGACUGAACGAACUGCAGAAGAGAAUGACAGACUUCGAAAAUUAAUGCUUGAGUGGCAGUUUCAGAAGCGGCUUCAAGAGUCUAAGCAAAAAGAUGAAGAUGAUGAUGAUGAUGAAGAUGAUGAUGAUGAUGACGUAGACAUGCUUAUUAUGCAGCGCCUUGAAGCAGAGAGAAAAGCAAGGCAGACUGCUAUGCCAGCAAUCUCUAUUCUAGAUUUGUUACAGGAUGAGGAAAGAAGACGACAACAACAAAUGGAAGAGAUGCGCAAACGAGAAGCUGAAGAUCGCAUACGACAAGAAGAAGAACGCCGGCGUCAAGAGGAGGACCGACCAAAGCGAGACUCUGAAGACAAGAGGAGGCAGGAAGAGGAGUACUACAACCGUUUGGAAGCAGAGAGGCGCAGGCAACAUGAGGAGGCAGAGCGGAGAUUACUAGAGCCUGAAGAGCCUGGUCUGUACAGACCUCCACUCCCAAGGGAAUAUGAGCUCCCAUCCCCACCCCUCCCGUCUAACGCUCCGCCUCCCCCACCUCAGCGAAACACUUCUUACCUCAAAACACAAGCUCUGUCACCUGACACGGUUUACACUGCCAAGUUUGUUGCAUACACUGAUGAUGAGGAAGACACAAACCUAGCAGGUCAGGAUAAGUACUCCAGCACAAGAAAGUCUUAUGGUGACCUUCCUCCAGCUUCACAUAAGCCACAGCUGCCUGCUGCACGCCAGCCUCGUCCUGUGUCCGAUGGCUUCUUUCUUUCAAAUUCAUUCCAGCCACCUACAGCCAAUGCCAACAGUACUGGUAGCAAAACAGGCCUGGCCCCUCCCAUAGCAAAUAAGCCAGGUUUUCUUCACCAAAGCAUCUCUAAAGGAUCAAAUUCUUACACUGGAUCAUCAAGUACGAUAGCUGGGAACAAUGAAGUUUAUAGGGAUCCAAGAGAUAAGAGACUAAAAAGCCAAGAUGGAGAUCUUUCUACAACUGGUGGACCCCCGGAGAGCUUGACCUUUAAGGAACGCCAACGCCUCUUCUCUCAUGGCCAGGAUGUGUCCAACAAAGUUAAAGCUUCUCGCAAACUAAUGGAACUGGAAAAUGAGCUAAAUACAAAAUGAUCCUUGUGUUUUACUAUAAGGCACCUUAUAGUUUAAACAAUAUAUAUUCUAAUCAAAGGACUAAAGUGGGUGGGAUGACAAAAGUGUAAAAGGGAGGAAUAUAAAUAUAUAUAUUUUUUCUGUAAAGAGUGAUUUUAUGAGUCAUUUAUUUUGAGACUGUUGAUUUGAAACCUAGAGAUACUGCAAUAACAAGAAUGAUCUAGUUCCUUCCAAACUGAUUUUAAGGUUUGCGAAUCUCAAGUACUAUUUAUGUGAUUUUUGUUGCUUAUGGACACAUUUGGAAAAUUUUGGACUCCUGGCACAAGCUGAUAGCGAUUAAAAAGAAAAAAAAAAAGAGCCUGUGAUGAACUGCUGAAGGCGUUCCACUGUAAAUGUCAAAGUGAAUAUUACAGUACUGUGGAAGCCUGCACCAAAUCUUGUAAAUGUUAAAUACUUGUUUGCACAUUGGAUUAUUUUCCCUCUUUGUGUCAUAUCUGUCAAAAUAGUUUACUGACAGUUUUUUUCAAAGUACAUUUUGGAGCAAGGAAAUGGUUUGGGGGAACUCCACUAUACGGUUGCUUCCUUGUCGCCGGUGUAAAAAUCUGCACAUUGGAUCUCCAAGGGAUGCAUUUAAUAGACCGAUCUUUGUAAUAGAAAAGAUUUUUUUAUAAUAAAAAUGCAUCUAAUGUUAAUAUCUUUAAUUGGUUAGGCUUUUGCUUACAAACACUGGACUACAAUUGAUAUUUUUCAAGUUAUUGUACAUUUUACAGUUCUAGCAAUUAUCUUUCAGAUACAGAAUAAACAGUUCUGAAAUAAUGAGUCAGUAAAUAUUUUUAUCACCGAUCAUUUUCCUUUAAGGGGGUGUCAUUCUUGGGCUGGCAAUCACCACUGCUUUUAACAAUUUUAAGUCCAUGAGCACUUAUAAAGGCUAAGGCAAUAGGGCUAUAGUUAAGUUUCACAUUUUAUUGAAAAUAUGGACUUUGUGAAAAGUCAAUGUACUCUGCUACAAUAGAGUUGUUUGUAAAAAUAUAUAGUAAGAAUGAAUUGAUAUUGAAAAUCUGUAUUAAAACCUUUUUGUUUUAAUUUUGCAAUUCAACUUUUUUUUCUGUUGCAGAUAUAUGUAUAAUUGGUCUGUGUUUUGGACAUGAACACAUCUAAGUAUUUUAAUAGACCUUCAGAAAAAUUGGGUCUUAUUUUCAUUUAAAAGAUGCACCUAAUUAAAUUACAUUUAAUUCUUAA